GGACCCCUAUCGUGCUGAUGAGCGACCUGUGGCCGGUCGCAUCCUUUCGUGGAGGAUCCCUUGGAGCCGUAUAUCCAUGCACAGGGCGCGCCAUAAGCAGAGUGCAUGUCAAGUUACCUUACUCAAAUUUACCUACGAUUGUAAGCAAGCUUGCGUUCAGUAAUCAGUGGGAAGCUCUUACCGCAUGUAAUCGUCGCUGGCGCUUGCACCACCCGCACGCAACAUUUGUCAACGGCAAUGCAUCAAAGCUAAAUGCCAAGUGCGGUUCUAAAGCGCUAACGUGCCAGGGCGGUGAUGGCCUUAUUGGGCAUGCCGUUAAGCUCCGCACCGAAACGCCUGCGGACGCGCUUGUCGUCGAUGGGACAAACCUGGUUAUGUUUUCCCGCGAGGACACUUCCUGGGAUGCAAGCCAUGUCGAUGCAUUCCAUGGAUGGCUUACUGCGCUCAUGCAGCUCACAGCAUGCAAGCAGCUGUAUGUGGUUGUGGACAACAAGGGGAGCGGCAGCCGUGGCUCACGCCUUUCAGAAUCGCGACAGGCAUUUGUGCCCACAUACCUGGCUAAGCGGCGCGCCAAACAGUGCCGUGGCAGCACGGGCAGCCCGCUGGCGCUAAAAGGCAGGGGACGAUCCACGGCAGCAGAAGCAGCCACAGCCGCGGCUAAACGUCAGCCGGCAACAUCCAGAGCAGCGGAAGGUUCCCAGGGCAUCUGAGCCUGAUGCAGAUGAGUCACCACCGCCGCCGCCGUACUUUGCGCCCUUUGCUGACACGGUACGGCAACUCGGUGGACUAACUCUGUACGGCAUGCCUGGGCUGGAAGCGGACGACGUCAUCGGCUCACUUGUUGAGGGACUGCUGCACGGAGAUCCACAGCAUCAGCCCACACCCUUGGAGCCCCCUGCCUCCUCCUCCCUCAACUGCAGUAGCCCAUUCCCCACCACCACCUCCGCAUCCUCAUUCUUCAUUCCUACCCCGGCAACCGCGGCCACCCAUGCGAAGGCAUGUACGGCUCCCCACCACGCAAGCCAUCGGGUCUCGCACCACAGACCAGUGGGUCGUGUGGUGAUUGCCAGCGCCGAUGCUGACAUGCUGCAGCUCCUCUCCCACUCGGGAUGUGCCUGGCUGGAGCUGCGGCACCUUAGCCGCUCUGCAAGCGCCCAAGAACCCCCACCCUUAUCAGUACGAUCGCGGCCCCUGCCGGGCAUACCCAGCAUGCUCAUGCAGUUACAUGAGGCCGUGAUAGCAGCCCCGAUGACUCUAAACGCACCACAUGCCACCGCUGCAGCUGAAACGCAUGCGAAGAGUGGGAACCGUGUUCCGUUGCGGCCGUUGGCGUCGGUGACCACAGCGCCUGGGGCAUCGUUGCUGCCCGCCGCUGCGUAUCCGGACUACCUCGCGUUGGUGGGGAAGGCAGAGGCGGGCGUGCCCGGCGUGGGCCUGAGUUCCCGCGCCGCACGUAAGCUGUUGCUCAAGUACGGCAGUAUUGAGGGUAUUGUACGAGCCUGCGAGAAGGGUUCUUACGACGAGGCCCUGCGGCCGUUGCUGGUCGGCAUGGGUCGGGGCAGUGCUGGAGUCUGGGAGGGCCGCGUGUCCGAGGCUGCGGCCUUGGGAGCUGAGGGUGGCAGCAGCAGUAGUGACAGUGGCUGCGUCCUAAGGAGCGCUGGUGAAGGCAAACUUGGCGCCGGGCGUGCACCGCCCCUCCUGCAGGCGUUACGUAACGUCCAGGUCACCCGCAUGCGUAGGGACCCUGCGAUGGUGCCGUGGGGGAAAGUCCGCAGCUACCAGCGCCAGCGGAGGGAGCAGCGGCAGCAGCAGCAGCAGGCGGAGCAGCAGCAACAGCUCAUGGCGGCGGCGGUGGAGGUGCACGGCUUGACGGGGUUAGAAGCCGACAUGGGCACGAGGGCGAAGCGAGGCUGUUCUCCAGCUCGGCAGGAGCUGGCCUGCGUGUCGCCGGCGUCAUUAGAGCCGCCGUGGUUGCCGAGUCUGGCACCGCUACACCCGCACGACCUCCUGCAUGCGCGUUCAGCGGGGCCCUUUUGCACGGACCUCGCCAGUGCCUUGCGUCGGCGCGGCUUGGCUUAUCGUACAUGCAUUAGGGUGGACGAACAGCAGGGGCUGAUGGCCGACCUUGUGAUGCCCGCUGGGCGCUGCGCACAGCAGCCGCAGCAGCAGCCACCACAGCAGGGUCAGCAGCAGCCGCCAGGUGCCUAUCAGCAUGCUGCUGCUGCUGCUGUGGAGGCACUUGCCGAGAGGCUGAUGAGCCUUGCGGAAUGCCCUCUUCCGCCGAGCGCUGGCGCGGGCCUAAGCGUCCGCAUGCUGCUAGCUGCCACUGUCCAUGCGUCAGAGCGGUCUUCGGCCGCAGACCGUAGGGUUGGUGUGUAUGAUGGCGGGGAUGGCGGCCAACGUGGCCAUGUGUCCGAGGCGCUGCCUCCUGCUGCUGGUUCCGGUGUCCCCGCGCCGAAUGCGGCUGUAGCAAGCGCUGCAUGCGAGAGGAGCUUGUCCGACUCGCUCUGUGUGUACGUGUUGUCGCCCUGGGAUUUCGACUACAAGCGCUACCAGCAUCUUCAGCGAACCAAGCAUGCGUCUCUGCGGGGGCAGCAAUGGCGCCAGCACCCGUGUCCUGAUGUUGCCUGCACACCCAACGCUUCCUUGCUAGGUGGUGAUGACACGCCGGGGUGCAUCGCCAGCCGCAGGCCCGCAGCCGCAGCCCCAGCCCCGCAGCCUCAGGACGGAUCCGCAGCAGGUGCAGAGCGGCGCAGGUUGCUGGCGUUUGCAGGGUGGCUGCAGUCCGCUGCAGGGCCUCGCGAGUCGCUACUUCACACGCCACCAACCUUGCAGGCCCUCUUGCGUUCCACCACGGCUUGGCGCCUGAACAGGAUGCAACGUCGGUUGGGCUCUGUCGCGGUGGUUCCAUUUUAUGAAUUGAUGUUGAUGUCAGAUUCCUAAACAGGCCGAGUUGUGCAGCGGCGGCAGUCCUUUUGCGCUGAAAAAGAGAGUGUGUACGUGGCUAAAUGCGUAACCCUUUGGGCGUGGCCAGCACCGUAUCUUGCGCUGGUGUUGCUUUAACAGUCGCAGGGAGACAGUGCCAUGGCAGGGAGUACGCAUCCACCCUGCUAUGGCAGCGGAUGGGGGUGCUGAGGUAUGUUGGUUGGCUUUGGG
Molecule: messenger RNA, 3156 nt
Organism: Astrephomene gubernaculifera
Lineage: Eukaryota; Viridiplantae; Chlorophyta; Chlorophyceae; Chlamydomonadales; Astrephomenaceae
Source: the annotation of a GenBank genome assembly